UCUGAUUCUGUCUGACAAUUCUCCUUAUAUCGCGAUGACACCAUUCUUCCGAAAAUCCGUUCAGACAGCACCCGACCCAGCUGCAUGAUCCGACCGCUUGAGCAAACCCUUAUUCAAAACAGUCACGAGCCUUCAGAUCUUGCUGUUCACCCUCAUAGUUGGUCUUCCAGUCAUCACCACCUUUCCUCUCACUAUGAGUAACAUUUGGGACAUGAUCCGCGUUGUUCUAUUCGGGUCGCACAAUGAUGCAUCUCGCGAUGGUGCUCCUGCUUUUAUUCCCGCGCAAGAUAUCCCGUUGAUGGCAGGCAAGGUCAUCCUCCUCACGGGCGCCGCAGCCAUAGAGCUGGCUCGGUAUGGCCGGCCUAGCCGCAUCUACAUCGCAGAUCUGCCACGCAGCGAUGACGCCAAACAAGAUCUGAUCCGCCAGAUUAAUUAUGAGGCUUACAGAGACCCCAUAUCCAUAUCCCCCCACCAUGGAGACGGCCAAUGCGCCCAGAAGUUCGCUGCUCAAGAACAACAUCUGGAUAUUCUCAUCCUGAAUGCAGGUAUCAUCCGCGGACACAUUUCAGCGCCUAAAGAAGGCGUUGAUUUCGACCUUGUCAAAACCAACUGUUCGAAUCUGCCAUAUCCAAAGAGCUAUGGCCAGUGCAAAGCAGCCCUCAUUGGCCUAAUGAAAGGGCUCAGCCGCGACUGUCCACAGAUUAAAACAGUCGCUAUACAUCCAGGGAGAAUUCCUACUGGCAUGGCUACGUCAUUGUGGAAAGAAAGUAGUACUUUGACCAAGCCUAUUGCACCGUUCUUCUGUGUGCUUGUGACUAUCGGGAUCAGAAAUCAUCUAUGGGCCGCCACGAGCCUAAAGGUGGUAAUUGGCACGUAUUAUGAACCUGUGGGCGUACCUGGAAGGUUAGAGGAUCAGACAUUUGCGGACAGGCUCUGA
Aspergillus novofumigatus IBT 16806 is the source of this 937-nucleotide messenger RNA. RefSeq lists its product as uncharacterized. The transcript has 5 exons. The record is from RefSeq and is a predicted model, not a curated record. Lineage: Eukaryota; Fungi; Ascomycota; Eurotiomycetes; Eurotiales; Aspergillaceae. Bases 194 to 937 code for a protein of 247 amino acids.